AUGAGUUUCAAUAAAGUAAAAGAAUUCAUUGAAGAAGGAGAUGUGAUAAUUUUAUAUUUAGGGCAUAACAAUAUGCAUUCUUUAGAGAUAAAGGCAAAGAUUCCCAAUAAAAAUGGUGAAAUGGUUGACAAUGUUUUUCAAACAAAAUAUGGAGCGCUUAAAGUAUUUUCUCUCGUGGGACACAAGUAUGGAACUAAAAAAAAACUUUCUCGAGGAUGGGCAUAUGUGCUACAACCAACACCAGAACUUUGGACUUUAACAGUUCCUCAUAGGACACAAAUUAUUUAUAGUCCUGACAUAAGUUUAAUUAUACAUUUAAUGGAUUUAGUACCAGGAAGUAUAGUUAUUGAAACAGGUACUGGAAGUGGAUCUCUUUCUCAUGCUCUUAUUCGUGUAAUUCGCCCUCAUGGUCAUCUUUAUACAUUUGAUUUCCACGAGCAACGUGUAAAUAUUGCUCAAGCAGAAUUUGAGAAGCACGGACUUGAUAAAUUUGUAACUUCAAGUCACAAAGAUGUUUGCAUCGAAGGUUUUGGAAAAGAAUUAGAGACAAAAGUAGAUGCAAUUUUUUUAGAUCUUCCACAUCCAUGGUUAGCAAUAGAUUAUGCAGCAUCUACUUUAAAAAAAUCAGGUGGAAAAUUAUGUUCUUUCUCUCCUUGUAUCGAACAAGUUCAACGUACUUGUGCAAAAUUAAUUUCAAAAGGAUUCAUUGAAUUGAAUACUUACGAAUGUUUACAAAGAGAAAUUCAUGUACAAUAUAAAAAUCUUCCUAUAUUGAAUUUAGAAUGCUUACAAUAUGAGAAUGUAGACAAAGAUAUGGCACAAGAAAGUGAAAAUGGAAAACAAGAAAUAAAACUGCUUACGGCAAUGCAUGCUCGUUCUUUACCUGGUCAUACAGGAUUCAUUACAAUUGCUACAUUACCUCCAUUUCAUGUACGAAAGAUGGAAAUAAAUUUAAAGUCCAAAGAUUGA
Molecule: messenger RNA, 969 nt
Organism: Heterotrigona itama
Lineage: Eukaryota; Metazoa; Arthropoda; Insecta; Hymenoptera; Apidae
Source: the annotation of a GenBank genome assembly